GAAAAAAUAUAAUGGAAUAACUUCCAAAAGGUAUUAUAUUCUUAUUAUUUAAGCCACUGUAUAGUAAUUCAUAAAAUCUAUAACUAAUGGGGAUAUGAAAUGCUCAAAUGAAUUUGUAACAUAAGUAAUGUCAAUGGCUAAGGAAUAUAUCCAAUAGGUUUCUGAUUAAGCUAAUACAAUUUGUUUAGAAAAUGGAAAAAAAACUAUAUCAGGAGAGUUUUUUUAUAAAGCUAUUUAAAAACUAAGCUUAGAGAGUUAAAUUCAGUUUUUAAAAGAAAUUGAAGAAGAAAUCAAAGAGGAGGUGAAUGUAAAGUUUUGAUGCUAUGUAAAGGUGAAAAAUUAAAAUAAAGCAAGAUUUCAAGACGAAGAUCAUUUAAGAUAGCUAGAGGAAUAACAAAAAGAAUUAUAUGAAAAAGCUAAAUUAGAAAAUAAUAAAGAAUUGGUUGAUGAAGAAGACGAUUGUAAGCCUAGAAAAACUUUAAAUUUACAAUUCGAUUAAGAAGAAGAAGAAGAUCCAUAAUGAAAAAUUUAUAAUAAAACAACAAAGUAUAGUUUAUCUUUC
This is a messenger RNA of Paramecium sonneborni, 562 nucleotides long. Lineage: Eukaryota; Ciliophora; Oligohymenophorea; Peniculida; Parameciidae. The record is from the annotation of a GenBank genome assembly.